AUGGCAGCCAUGUUGGCUCCUGCUUCCCAACUUAAUCGCAUUUCUGGUGCUGCUUUGCAAAUGCAAAGGGAAUUGCAGUGGUUCAAGGCGGUAGAGUGUUUGGUGAAUCCCGGAAUUGAGCUUCGUCUAAAUAAAGAAGGGCUGACUCCUCUGGACUAUUUCAAAAAAAACCACAAAGAACUGAGGAAUGAAGGAGAGAAAUGGAUGAAAGAUACCGCAUCUUCUUGCUCAGUUGUUGGUGCUCUUAUCGUUACCAUUAUGUUUGCCGCAGCUUAUACUGUUCCAGGAGGAAAUGAUCAAACUUCUGGGUACCCAAUAUUUCUGAAGGAGAAGUUAUUCAAGGUUUUUUUAAUUUCAGAUGCAUUGUCAUUGUUUGCUUCUACUACUUCUAUGCUUACAUUUCUAGGAAUCCUUACGUCACGUUAUGCGGAAGAAGAUUUCCUCUACUCCUUACCUACAAAACUGAUCAUAGGCCUUUCUUCACUUUUUCUCUCCAUUGCAACUAUGCUGAUAGCCUUUUCGGCAACAAUAAUCGUCAUGUUGGAACAUGACUCAUCACGUUUAUGGGCUUUUCUUCCUGUUAUUGUACUUGCUAGUGUUCCAAUAACAGUUUUUGUGUUACUACAAUUUCCCCUUCUUGUUGAAAUAAUUUCUUCUACUUAUGGUUCAGGCAUCUUCAAGAAGAGGGUGGUGAGGUGGCCAUGA
Prosopis cineraria is the source of this 705-nucleotide messenger RNA. Its product is annotated as ankyrin repeat-containing protein NPR4-like. The record is from RefSeq and is a predicted model, not a curated record. Bases 1 to 705 code for a protein of 234 amino acids. The transcript has 2 exons. NCBI's taxonomy places the organism in Eukaryota, Viridiplantae, Streptophyta, Magnoliopsida, Fabales, Fabaceae.